AUGUACCCGUGGAGUUCGACAGGAACGUCACCGUUUUCGCAUCCCGACAAUGAAGGCGCGGAAUCGGGGGAUAUGAGCAUGGGGGAAGAGCAGCAGCAACCCCACCAGAGGCGCCAGAAAUUCAACAACCUGCGCGCAUGCCAGUCCUGCCGCGCUUCGAAAGUACGAUGCGACCAGCCUAACCCGGGCAUGCCCUGUCUUCGGUGCCAGAAAUCAGGCAAGCCGUGCGUGGAUGCCGCCAGUCAACCGGGGAAGCGACAGCGCCAACCUAUCAACAGUAUCCUGGAGAUGGAGUCGCGAAUCGAAACGAUAUUGUCGUCCGCAGAAUUGCAGGACAGCGCUGGGGACGGGGAGACUGCCCAUUCCACCGCACUCCGUUCGCCUUCCCAGUUGUCGCACCACAUCCAACCGUUUCAGCACCUCCCCAUGGGAUUCGCGAUACCGUUCAAUGGAGGAAAUUCCGGGACGGAAGAUCUGAACUCGAGCAUCCGAUCAUGGCUGAAUGACAACAUCACCGACCUGGAUGCUCGUACCACAGAGACAAUCUUCAGUCAUUAUUUGACCAACAUGGUGCCCACCUUUCCGGUCGUCGUCUUUGCGACAGGCACCACGGCGGCCGACGUCCGACGGAACAACCCUAUUCUUUUUCUAGCUAUUCUCGACGUGGCCUCGUCGGGAUUCUGUGCGCUUGAGACGCAGCGGAAACUGCGAAAGCUGAUUGUUCAAGCGUACGUGCAUUGCAUGCUGCGAACCGAACAGUAUACUCUCGGAUUGCUCCAGGCCCUGAUUGUAUCCGCCACAUGGUAUCGCACGAUUGAGCCUGUCGAGCCGGGGGAGCAGAUGGAUAUCUACCAGAUCAGCCACACAGCAGCCAAUAUGGCCUUGAUCAUGAGGCUAGGGGAGAGUUUGAAUGCCAAAUCUUGGGGGGGUCCCAUGUUUCCUCGGCGGGAGAUGAAAAAGGGUCCUGGAAGCGCCUUUCAGGCGGACUCGCUGGAAGCUCGGCGCGUGUGGCUUGGGUGUCAUUAUAUUUGCUCGAAUACCUCCAUGUCCCUCCGCGCCCCAAACAUCAUGAGAUGGACCCGUCUGAUGGACGAAUGUCUGGAGGUAUUGGAAAAUUCCCCGGCGGCCCUUCUAUCGGACAGGCUUCUGUGUCAGCAUAUCCGGCUGCAGCAUAUCACUGAAGAAUUCGCGAUGCAUUUGUCCGCAGAAGAGGCUUCAGCUCCCGCGAAAUCCCGAGCGAUUCAGAUCCAGGUAACCCAUCGUGCUUUCAAACGACAGCUCAGCGAAUGGCGUAGGACUGUUGGUGAUGGUUGGGAUGCCCACUGCACAGCGACGAGUGAUGAUGUUCCCGAAGAUAACGCCCAGCGCUUGACGCCACCACCACCGAUUGUGGCAAUCGAGCCGCAUGCGAUUACCGAGUUUAUGGAUACGAUAGAUAAUAUUUUUCGGGUGUUCACCUCACUGGAUAUGUCGACCAUUCGAGCCCUACCCGCGAUGUACCUGAUUCGGAUAAUCUACACAUUCAUCAUCCUGGUCAAACUAUACUUUGCGGCAGCCAAACUACCAGCGCAGGACGCCGUGUUGCAAGUCGACGGACUGCAGGUCUCUAGGCGCUUCAAUCGCGUGAUCCAGAUGACCGCAGGAUGGGGCCCGUUGUGGCCUGCUACGAAACUAACCACCGUGUUCACCAAGAUGCGGUCGUGGUUUGAAAGCGGAGGGGAUAACAAUUGCCAGAGGCUGCAGCAGGCCGCGGCGUGGCUCACGGGAUGGGAGCUUAAGCCCCCGUCCCAGGGCCGAGACGCUCACGCCAUGAACAUGGCCGAAGUUGUCUCGGAUGAUGGAUCAAUUGUCGCUUCCAGCUCACGAGGUCCGGCAUCCUGGGUUCCGUCGCUGGCGUCCACGGACGUGGAUACUCUUGCCUUCUCGCACGAACCCCCCCUCGGCACUGAGUUUUCGAUAGCCCCUCCACCUUUCCGGUCAAUGUCUUGUGCUACAAAAUCAUGUUCUCCUCAGGCGGGAGCUGCUGAGUUUAUGCACGACGAGGAGGUUCCGCUUGAAGGCCAACGUCUGGGGGACCUCCCGAAUAUAGACCAGAUGGACGACGUGGGCAUGGAUUGGAGCCAGUAUACCAACAUGGGCUUUGACUUGUACAAUCUAGACGCGCCAUUUUUGCCAAACCCUCCUUCUGGCUUUGAUCCAGACGCAGCAAUGAAGGAUAAUUGCGCAGAUAGAAACACAUGAUCAUCCCUUGGGAGGUUUUCUGGUUUGCAACUAGCGUUCUGAGCUUUGUGUGUCUUUGAUUAGAUCGAGCAGUUCAUGGAUAUUAUUCACACAUGGGCGAGUCAUAUAUGGCCGCAUCCAUGCAUCUUCAAUCAAUGAUCAACCGCUG
Aspergillus nidulans FGSC A4 is the source of this 2389-nucleotide messenger RNA. RefSeq names its product protein pbcR. The record is from RefSeq and is a predicted model, not a curated record. The transcript has 5 exons. Gene Ontology annotation, molecular function: zinc ion binding; DNA-binding transcription factor activity, RNA polymerase II-specific. Gene Ontology annotation, biological process: regulation of DNA-templated transcription; regulation of transcription by RNA polymerase II. Gene Ontology annotation, cellular component: nucleus. Lineage: Eukaryota; Fungi; Ascomycota; Eurotiomycetes; Eurotiales; Aspergillaceae. Bases 1 to 2241 code for a protein of 746 amino acids.